UUAAAUAAAGGUUUAAAAAAUAAUUAAUAAAUACAAAAUACACGCAUACACGCGCGCGCACUCGCACGGCGAAGGGGAAUCACUGAAGCUUGGAUUUCACGUCGAGGCGCUCUUGCCCGAUGCAAUAUGUUGCUAAUCUGACUGCGCGUUGAAUCAUAUCAGAGAGCCGCUUCAUGUUUAUCAACGUCAACCAGGGAAACCAGAGGCGGUUUUAUCUCUUGCCCGAGCUCUUUCACUUUUUAACAAGGACGUACAUAGCCCACGCGUAAAACCUCGACAGGACACGUGUAAUUUUGAGUCAGAACGGAGGAAAUAGAAGCAGGUUUUCUUCUAGGUUCUGAAUAACGCGGGUGAAGUUUUGAUUCAUUAGAAUCUGCAACGCAUUGAACGCUUACUGUCAAAGUGCAUGUGUGUUUUUUAGUAACACGAAGGAACGUUAUAGCAAUUUCCUAACUGCGAAAAUUCAAAGCAACUAUUCUUUGCAAGGGGUCCUACAAAUUUUCAGAGAAUGGUAAAUGAUCGAUGGAAAAUCAUGAACAGUGUUUCAGAACUCGAAGAUGGACAUCAGCAUAAAUCUCAGAGGAUGGGCUGUAGCUACUUCCUGUGCACCAUCAUGCUCUUCGUGGCCGUCCUCCUGGCCGUGACGGCAACGGGUACCAUCCUCUUAAUGAACCACUACCAAGCCCCGCCCCCCGGCACUAACAACGGUCCCCCACUCAUCUCCACCAACCAGGAUGAAGGCAACGCCCUGGUGACGGUCGAGCGGGGCGACGGCUCACGCAUCAACAUUUUCAUCGACCCCAACUGCCCCGACUACAACAACAACUUCCUGCGGCUGGAGGGUGUGCAGACUUCUCUGCUCCACUCGCUGACCGACCACGACACGAGCCUAAAGUCAGUGAAGGGCCAGGACCGAGCCUUGCUGGUGAAGUUGGCUGAGGAGGUGGCCAAGCUCUCGGCCCAUGCCAGCCAGCUCAGGUUGGAGUACGAAUCUCUAAGGCGAGGCCAGGGGAACCUGGGACAAGAGCUCAACACUCUGCAAACGGAGCAAGGCCGACUUAUCCAGCUGCUGUCUGAGAGCCAGAUCAACAUGGUGAAGGUGAUGAACUCAGUGAACGAUGCUCUCAACUCCAUGCAGAAGGAGACAGGGAACCUGAAGAGCAAGUUCAAGGCAGACCUCCAGAGAGCACCUGUUCGCAGUGCCCGGCCCAAAGGCUGCUCCAAUGGCUCCAGACCUCGGGACUGCAGCGAUAUCUACGCAAGUGGUCAGCGGGAGGACGGCAUCUACUCUGUCUUUCCCAUGCACUACCCUGCUGGUUUCCAGGUCUUCUGUGACAUGACAACGGACGGAGGAGGAUGGACGGUCAUUCAGCGCAGAGAGGAUGGCGCAGUGAACUUCUUCCGAGCAUGGGACGCAUACCGGGACGGCUUCGGCAAGAUCACAGGGGAGCACUGGCUUGGUUUGAAGAGGAUGCAUGCCUUGACCAUCCAAGCCAACUACGAGCUGCGAAUUGACCUGGAGGACUUUGAGAACAGCACAGCUUUCGCCCAGUACGGAGCCUUUGGAGUGGGACUGUUCUCUGUUGACCCGGAUGAGGAUGGAUACCCGCUGACUAUUGCUGACUACUCAGGCACUGCAGGUGACUCGAUGCUCAAACACAAUGGGAUGAAAUUCACCACCAAGGAUCAAGAUAACGAUCACUCAGAGAACAACUGUGCCUCCUUCUACCACGGCGCCUGGUGGUACCGCAACUGCCACACGUCCAACCUGAACGGACAAUACCUGCGUGGGCAGCACACCUCUUACGCCGACGGCAUCGAAUGGUCCUCCUGGACGGGUUGGCAGUACUCCCUCAAAUUCGCAGAGAUGAAGAUUAGGGCCACGAGAGAGGAGAACAAAUGAGAUGGAAACAAUACUACGUGAAACCAUAGACUAAUGGACUUAGGUGUUUUUAAAGACACUCAACCUGCCGUGAAUCAGAAUGAGGACUAUGCUCGUACUGUAACCCCUGUCCAAAAACAUUCUAAUCCCAUCUUGUGGUGUUGUGUUGAAGCCUCCAAGGUUUUGUAACCUUUUGCAAUCUCUCGCUGAUCUGAUCAUGUUUGUAAUAAUUAUGUCAAAAUAAUGCCGGUAAUGUCAGAACUACAGUAUCGUUGUGGAAUUUUGAAAUAUGAAAUGUUAGGAUUUCUCUCAUUCCCUUAAAUUAAUAGAAUUUCUUACAGUUUAUUUUGGCUGUCCCUGUUACUUGUAUAUACAGUUAUCUUUGCAUCUGACAGCAUCAUGAGUUCUCCUAAGUGUUACGCACUGGUUUCGGUGAACCAAGUUUGCUUGAUGAGUAACCUUGCUUGAGACCUGGAGACUUGUGUUAGCUCCCCAAGCUAAUGCUUAGGCUUUAGCUCAGUGGGCUAUGACCAUACUGUGGAGCACAGGAAAUGUGGGAUUUAACCCGGUCAGUUACAUGAGCUCCUGGUUGACCCCCAGCUCCUGGUUGACCCCUAGCUCCUUGUUGACCCCUAGCUCCUGGUUAACCCCUAGCUCCUGGUUGACCCCUUGCUCCUGGUUGACCCCUAGCUCCUGGUUGACCACUAGCUCCUGGUUAAUCCCUAGCUCCAGGUUGACCCGUAGCUCCUGGUUAACCCCUAGCUUCUGAUUGACCCCUAGCUCCUGGUUGACCUCUAGCUCCAGGUUGACCCAUAGCUCCUGGUUAACCCCUAGCUUCUGAUUGACCCCUAGCUAAUGGUUGACCCCUAGCUCCUGCUUAACCCCAAGACAUACCUUGUGAUCAUGUGUCAGUCCUGUGCCCAGUAAGACACAUUCAUGACAAAGACAUUAUAUCCGUCAGGGUUUUUCAAGCCAAUCACUUCAUAAAUGGCAUCCUUGUUUUUUAUGUAACAUUUUCAAAAGACAUUGACCCCACAAGACUGGCUUUGAGUGGCAUGCGUGUGUGACCUGUGACAGUGGUAGUAGAGAGAAUGAAGAGCAUAGGUGAGGGGGCUCGGCCAGCGGGCUGGGCCAAUUAUGAUCAGAGGCCUGUAUCUGUGUAGACUUCCAGUUGGUGGUGGAAAUCUUCUCAGACAGUAGCUCCUUGCCUAUAAGUUCAUCUCCUUGUCAUGUGGAGGCUUCCCUGUCUCUCACUUUCUCUCCCUUACUUUACAAUCACUGAGAGACAAGUCUGUUCACUGAUAUGCUGUCUUGACUCAACUCAAAUCAGUUGUUUCAGUAUACUGGGUUUUGGCUGCAUUUACACAGGGAGCUCAAUUCAUUAAUCAGAUCAGCUCUGAAAAAUAUUUGAUGUGAAAGAUCUGAUGUGAUUGGUCAAAAGACCAAGGAGUGUCAAAAAAUAUCAGAAUGUGGCUAUCUGUGUAAAUGCAGCCUUCUAGUCUCAGUCCUCUUCAGUGAUGCGUCUGUACAGGAGGUGGUUAAUAAGUGAGGCAAAUCGUGUUCUUUACUCAGUACCAAAUAUUGAGAUUCCCUUAUGAACACCCACAAUAGAAAAAAAACAUAUCCAAAAUGCAUUAUUUGUAUCAUAAUACAAUGACUUCUGGCAACUCAUUCCCCACAAAAAGCAGCCAUUUGGCCAGGCAUUGAAAGGCAUUGUGUCACUGGUACAGUAGGACUGUACAGUGUGUCUUUCUCCUUCUUUACAGUGACUUGACAUUGCUUUAGAUGCCUUUGUGGCAGCAGACAAUUGUACAUCUGUGUGGUGCCUCCUCAGCUGUAAAAGUCAGACUGACAACAUGUCAGGUAGGCUAGCGGCAGGUAGGUAGCCUAUAAGACUGUUGAGCAAGUUACCGAAGGUAACCGGAGCCUAGUUGAAAAAUAAGUCGUUGUGAUCUUGAGCAAGGCACUUAACCCUAAUUGCUUCUGUAAGAUGCUCUGGAUAAGAGUGUCUGCUAAAUUACUCAAAUGUAAAAAUAUGUUGUUACAAAGUUGUAGUGGCACAUUGAGGCUCAGAACUUGGAGUCUUGAAACGACAUUAUGUGGUAGUUAUGUGUUUGCUGGGAAUGUGGUGGUCUUCUAUGAAUUCUGUAUUAUGUUGCAGCCAUUGUUAAUUUACUGUAAUCAUGUACUUAUUUAUUUCCUUAUUUAACCUCUGUUUGUUUCGUCAUGAUGUGGCUAAUGUUUCCAUUUAAAGGUUGAGUGAAAGCAUAUCUUAUUAACCUCACCAAUAUGUGAUAGGUAGAGAGAUCUGUCUAGGUUUGGCUGAAGCUCAAAAGAUGUAAUCCGCAGUAAGGGAAACUGCGCAACUGUCUGCCCAACGGCCGUAGUUAUUGUUUUGUUCAUGAAGCAGUGUUUGUUGUUUACAGUAACUUCUUUGUUGUUGUAAUACCACAAUCUAACGUGGCAGUUUAACCAAUAAGGACUCCAGCUUGAAGGUGAGAUUUUUAUGAUGAUAUUAUUUUGAGUCUGUUUAUAAUGGUCUGCUGUUGUUGUAAAAGAUCCCUCAGUCAAAUAUGAGCACUUUAAAAGCAGAUACGUUGCGAUUGACAUACAGUAUAAUUUGUAUGUUUUUGUCUCAAAAGGAAUAAAAAAAGAAACCAUU
Oncorhynchus keta (chum salmon) is the source of this 4544-nucleotide messenger RNA. It is a transcript of the gene fibcd1a, whose product is annotated as fibrinogen C domain containing 1a. The coding region runs from base 509 to 1903 and encodes 464 amino acids. The record is from RefSeq and is a predicted model, not a curated record. NCBI's taxonomy places the organism in Eukaryota, Metazoa, Chordata, Actinopteri, Salmoniformes, Salmonidae. The transcript has 8 exons.